AUGGCCAUGAUGGAGGAUUGCUCAUCAGAGGAGCUGGAAGCUUUAGAGGGCGGUGUUCUCAAAGAGGUCAACUCAGUGAGCCAGCCCUUGCGAUGGGCCAAGCGGCUCACCGUGGCCCUCAUCGCGGUCGGCUCCUUGUGCGCCGUGGGCUACUUGGGUGUUCGACAGUCAGGUACGAUGGAACGCAUGUACGAUGAUGCAGUGACGGAGCUCUUUACUAUGCCAAAAGGUGCUGGUGUGAAUCUUGGAGGUUGGCUGGUGCUGGAAGAUUGGUUUUUCUCCGGCUCUUCUGGCAGUUUUGUGAUGUCCCAGAAGCAGGGUCAGGGCCAGUGCUUACCUCCUCGCUUGUCACAUGCCGAUGAGCCUUGGCCCUCGGAGGGUGUCCUGGCACACCACUUGAAUGCAACCAAAGGGCAGGAGGAAACUUUGAAGAUCUUUGAAGAGCACCGAAAGUAUUUCAUGACAGACUUUGACUUGGAUCAGAUCGCCCAGAACGGGAUCAGCACCAUUCGAUUGCCCUUGACGUGGGCGGCUUUUGCCGAUGCCUUAGCACCCCUUGAUGGCAUCUAUAGCUCCUACGACCCAGAGCGCGAGAGCACCUUGGUGCCGGAUCCCUUCUACCAUGACAAGGUCUCGCUGGUCACCAUCCCUCGCGAACUCUUGGCCAAGUUCUUGCGAAAAGCCGCAGAGAAAGACCUCAAGGUGAUAUUCGACUUGCAUUCCUUUCCAGGAGGCUCCCAGGAUGGCACCUACAAUAGCAUUUGGCCCAACAAGCCCGUCUUCUGGCGCGAGCACAGCAAGCUGAAUGCCUCCAGUCAUGUGCUGCUCAGCACCGUGGGCCGUUGGGUUGUGCAGGGACUCAUCUCCUGGGUGGAGCAAUUGGAUGAGAAGGCCAAGCAAGGCGUUCAAGGUUUGACGCUCAUGAACGAGCCGGCGCACACCAAUGCCUGGAGCCACUUCGCUCAGGAAGAAGACGUUUUGGCCUGGUUGGCCACAACGGCCGAGGAUUUCCGGAACUCCAAAUUGCCCAAGGAGGGGGUGAAGCUGUACGUGAACAUCAUUGAGACGGCCUUCUCCCAGUUUGAACACUCUGCAGUUCCAUGGUUUGACAAGACCUUCACGAAGAAAGAAAAAGAAACAUGGGCCGUGGCGGAUGUCCAUUGGUAUGUGGCAUGGAGCAAUGGCUAUUGCGAUGGCCGAACUGUGGAAGGCGGUGGCUUCAACUGUGCAUCACCUUUGUCCGAGGUACAGGGGAAGUUGCGCAGCUGCGCCGUGGGCGCCUCGCAGCGGCUGCGACGGCUGUUUGGGCCAACCGCGCAGGUGGCGGUCACGGAGUUCUCCGCCGGGACCUUUCACAUGGCGAGGUAUGCUUGCCACAACUCGGACCUGCUCCGGACCUUCGUUGCAGAAGAGGUGAAUGCAUUCCGAUCCGAUCAGAUUCAACCCUUCUUCUGGACAUGGAAGAUGCCAUUUGGCCCCAAUUUUGAGGCAGGUCAAGAGACGAGACCCGGCAGCGACCGCGGCGGAAAAGCCGAAGCGAUGUCCGUGGCGUGCGGGGAGCGGAUCGAUCCCGUUGGUCCAGCUGUUUCGGAGAGUGGGGAGUGUGAGACGAAGGGUGUCGUCGUGCCCUUUUGGGAGAGCGAGAUUAUAGGCUUCGGCCUAGCCUUCCUGGGUCAUGAGGUCUUGCUCACAGACAUCGGCGAGGAGCAAGCGGCUGCGACGCAGGGCAACAUCGCCCAAAACCAAGCGACCUUGAACGCCGUGGGUGGACGAGCUCAGUAUGGGCACUUGGAUUGGAGGACGCUGCCGGAACGGAGCCGCUAUGGUCGUUUCGACAUGGUACUGGGCAGCGAUGUGAUUUGGCAUGAGUCCUUGGUGGAGCCCUUCCUUCAGGCCGUGGCAUGGGCGACCAGUGGCCCCGGCGCAGAAGAAGUGAUCCUCUCGCACAAGGCACGCGAUCAAGAGUCCAUCGACCUCUUCCACAAGAUGUUGGGCCCACUGGGCUUGAGACUGGCCAAGGAGGUUCCAAGCGAAGAGGUCUUGGGGGAACAUGGACAUCCUGAUGUGAAGCUGUACCAUUUGCAACGCGCCACGACCACUCCGGGUGCCAAGUGA
Messenger RNA from Durusdinium trenchii, 2115 nucleotides. The record is from the annotation of a GenBank genome assembly. Lineage: Eukaryota; Dinophyceae; Suessiales; Symbiodiniaceae.